Molecule: messenger RNA, 925 nt
Organism: Physcomitrium patens
Lineage: Eukaryota; Viridiplantae; Streptophyta; Bryopsida; Funariales; Funariaceae
Source: RefSeq, a predicted model, not a curated record
GGCACUGGUUCGUGGAUGGGGUUGUUAGCGGCACAGUUCAUUGCCAGUCGCCCUGAAUCGGCAACUGGAGCAAGUGGUCUCUGGCUGCUGGAAGCGGUAUAUAGGCAAGUCAAAAGGGCCUGUGCCAAACGGGGCUCAAAAUUUAGGAGUGGAUACGUGUUUGUGGUCUCUCGACGUACCACUGGUUCUCUCAACGGAGGACGGAACAUGGCUAUCGUCCGGAGCGUAGUGACGCUUCUGUGUGUUUGCAGUGCCUUGCUAGUACUGCUCCAGGCGGAUGUCAGCGCUGCGCACGAUGCGGAGCAGAAGCAGCAAACUGUAGUAGUUGGCUCAACCCAAACAUACUACAUUCGAGGUGGCAUGAAUUUUCGAGCCGGGAACGGAGUUAAUGUGCUGCCUGAGGAAGAAUUCGUACGUCGAGAAUUAGCAACAGUUGAUAACUACGACGACAACGGCGGAGGCGUAGCGAACUGCAACACAGCGCAACCCCAGGGGUGUCCUUGACGAUGGUAGGAGCUGCCGAAGAUCGGCACCGCGACUCAGUCUGUGAUGCCUUUUGACUUGGAUGUACUCUCAUGGAGAAGCGAGUUUUUAUUGUCUUGUGUGUAAAAUGCAUUGGCAAGUGUAGUUCGACAAUGUCGAUUCUGUGAGAGGGUUGUCUCAAGAUGUACAAGAUCCUGCCGGAUCAUGUCUUACCACCCUGACUGAUGCGAAGUGACCUAUUGAUGGGGGCACUGGUGCUUGAUAUUUCAAUUUGUACAUAAAGUCACAUGUCCUUUUCACAGACAGGUUGUUUGAAUAAAGUAUUGUAUCUAGGCUUGCUUGGUCAUGAUUAUCGUCUCUAGAUUGUGUAGUAAAUUUUGGCUUAACGAUUGGAUGUGUCAAACAAUGUCCUGAAUGGUAUUACUUGAGACUUUUUCCAAGU